CGUAGACUAGAAUUUUAAUGUGUCAUUGUGUAGCUUAUUGCUUGCUAUUAAGCUUAAAAGACAUAUUUACGGAUGAAGAGUGGACUACAAAUCCCAGACAACACAGGGCCAAACUGCCUGUGUUGAGAGGAGACUCCUUUCAGAAACAUUCUUCUGUAACCAGUCUUCAGUUAGAGCGAUAUAUUCUACAUUUCUGGCUACUUCGUUUUUGUUUGCUAGCAUUUAAGAUCGGUAGUUGUUGUUUUUUUCAUUUGAAAUCUGGCCGUCUUAGGGAGUUAGAAACUAUUCGGUAGUAAACACAGUAAAAACGUAUCGGCUCCGUAAGGUAACGUUAGGGCUUGUUAGCUAGUUUACAUUAGCCAGCAGCUACCAGUAGAUUUACGGCUUAUAUCCGAGGCUGCCCUGCCAGGUAGAUCAACUAAAGCUGGAGGCGCUGCUCAGCCACAAUGCUCCGGUCAGUUCAACAAAUCCACAGAAUGCACAUUGGUGAAUAAUUUAUCUAAUUUGGGGAUACAUCGAGGCAACCUUUGUUUGACUUGAGCGCUGCCCGGCUGGUUUGGCCUGUUUCAUUGUCUCCGAACAUCGAAAACAGACAAGUGGUUUCUCACAGUCAGUAGGUUGUUCGGCUAGUCCGGCUAAUUUAGACGUCUUCGUGUAAACAAAACAGUCAGCUGUCGACUCCAGAUAAUCUUAAAAGCUACAAAGAACAGUAUGGCGCAACACGACCACUCUCAUGUAGCCAGUUCACAAAAAGCACUCAUGUUGGAGAUGAAGAGUCUUCAGGAGGAACCUGUCGAGGGAUUCAAAAUAACACUGGUGGACGAGGCUGACAUGUACAACUGGGAAGUGGCCAUUUUUGGGCCCCCAAACACUCAUUAUGAAGGGGGGUAUUUUAAGGCUCGGAUCAAGUUCCCGAUAGACUACCCGUACUCCCCACCUGCCUUCCGCUUCCUCACCAAGAUGUGGCACCCCAACAUCUACGAGAAUGGAGAUGUGUGUAUUUCUAUAUUGCACCCUCCAGUGGACGACCCGCAGAGUGGAGAGCUGCCUUCAGAGAGGUGGAACCCCACCCAGAAUGUCCGGACCAUUUUGCUGAGUGUGAUCUCGCUGCUGAAUGAACCCAACACCUUCUCUCCUGCCAACGUGGACGCCUCCGUCAUGUACCGCAAAUGGAGGGACAGCAAGGGCAAAGACCGGGAAUACGUAGAGAUCAUCAGGAAACAGGUGUUGGCAACCAAGGCGGAAGCUGAGCGCGACGGCGUGAAGGUGCCCACCACACUGGCUGAGUACUGCGUCCGCACACGCGCCCCGGCCCCCGACGAAGGCUCGGACCUCUUCUAUGACUAUUACUACGACGACGACGAUGUGGAGGGCGAGGACGGAGACUGCUGCUACGACGAAGAUGACUCAGGCAACGAGGAGUCGUGACAAGCUUUCUGACCGAACCUCGCUGACAUACGCUACCUGUUUUUUCCGUCUGGGUCGCCAGAAAUUCUUGGAUCAACAUCCGAGAAAGAUUUGAAGCUUCCCACGUCUAAACCAAUGAGAAGAGCUGUUUUUUCCCCCCAAGGCCACUGAGUUAUUUUUGGAGGCGAAGAUCGACGCGCCGUUGUGGAAUGGUCGGACCUGGUUAACAUUUGCACCAGCACAAAAGUCAUGAAUUUCUUUAGUUUUGCAUUUUCAUUAUCACCCAAAACCUUACUUUGAGAGAAUAUUAAAUAAUCCCUUUGAG
Centropristis striata (black sea bass) is the source of this 1732-nucleotide messenger RNA. RefSeq names its product ubiquitin-conjugating enzyme E2 R1. The record is from RefSeq and is a predicted model, not a curated record. The transcript is spliced from 5 exons. The coding region runs from base 712 to 1428 and encodes 238 amino acids. Gene Ontology annotation, molecular function: ubiquitin conjugating enzyme activity. Gene Ontology annotation, biological process: ubiquitin-dependent protein catabolic process; protein polyubiquitination. Lineage: Eukaryota; Metazoa; Chordata; Actinopteri; Perciformes; Serranidae.